AUGAACCCGUGGGAGGCGGGCGGGAGCCCCCCGAGCCCCGGCCCAGCGCUGAGCCCGCGGCGGGGCGAUGGGGCCGAGCCGCAGCACCUGGGGCGGCCGGCGGGGGCCGGGCCGAGCCCCUCGGGGUGGGUCGCAGUGCAGAGCACCGGCCCGCCCGCCCCGGGGCGGAGGGAGCUCCGGUGCCGGUGCCGUGGGGCGGGCCCGGGCCGGGGGCUGCGGUUCCCGGCGCCUCCGCCCCGCCGCAGCGGGGGCGGGCGGGGGCUUCCUGCCGCCGCCUGGCAGAGCCGCCCACGCCGCGCCAUGGAGCGGACCCGGCUCCCGCUGCCCCGGCUCCUGGCCGCCGCAGUGCUCGUGGAAUGCUGCGCGCGGCUCUGCCCCGCUCUGGGCAGCGGGACGGGCUCCACGCCGGGCACUGCCGACCCCUGCGCCCGCCUGGGGACCGCGGCGGGGGAGCGCUGCCGGACAGAUCACCCAGAGCGAGGAGCUGGCGCGGGGCAGGCGCCAACACCGGAGACCUUGGGGCAGCUGUGGACAGAGGCUGAGCUACUGCCCUUCCCUGGGACUCCUACCAGGACAGCCGAGCCCUCCGGCCCCCAGGGGAGCCCUAGAGGCCCCCGGACGGGCGGGGAGGGAACAGGGCCAGCGGUGUGGGGUGGAACAGCCACUGAGCACCCGGGGCCCCCCGUGUCUGCAGGCACCACCGAGCAGGCAGCUGCAGGAAGCGAGUUGGGGGUGACCAGUGCAGGAGCCCCAGCCCCUGUGCAGCCAGACACAGAUCCUGCCACCACGGACCCCCUCGGGACUGACCCUGUAGGACAUGUGACAGUGGAAGGUGCAACGACUGUGCAGGGGACCCCUUUGCAUUCACCGCCCUCUGUGGCAGUGCCGGUUUCUGCUGAGGGACAGAGGGGAUCCCCCAACACCCCGAAGGGAUGGAGGUCCAUGGGGACAGUCCUUGUGCAGAGCCGGAGGGGCUCACACAGCUCCUCGUCCCCCGAGCUGUGGGCUGGGGAGGGCCCGGGUGCCACUGUCCCGCUGGGUAAUAGGAGCCCAGGGACCCACCCAGCCACCACGCUGGCCACUGACAGCCCAGUGCUGGGGACAACAGGGAUGUCACCCUUUGGAGAGAGGUUGCAGAGGCUGCUGACCCCCACAGGGGCACUGUGGGGGACACACCAGGGGCUGCUGGGGCCAGGGCUGGCAGGAGGACAGGGCUCUGCCUCCCGCCCAUGGCAGGGUCCCCACUCUACCCCUCGCCCCUCUGUGCUGUCCCUGGGGGCUGCUGGCCAUGAGGGGCCUGUGGCCAGCACAGCCUGGCCAGCCGUGGGCAUGGGCCCAGCCUCACUGCCUACCACAGGCAGGGAGUCUGGUCUGCCUGUCCCCACCACCACAGCUGGCACCCCAGAGGUGACUUCCUCUGUCCCAGGGGGAGCCCUGGACCCGACCACAGGAGUCUUGGGGCCACUUGACAGGGAGGGUUCCCCUGAGCAGAGUCACAUCCCCCUGAACCCACCAGCUGUGCCAGGGCAGCGCCCAAUCCCUCUGGCUCCCAGCAGCAGUGCUGUGAUGCAGAGCGGGGUGACUCAUGCCAGUCCUGGGUACCCCCAUGUCCCCCUGUCCCCACAGCCUGCCCCAGCCAGUGGGGCAGUGACCGUGCUGCCAACCCUGCUGUCUUCCCCAGGGACCGGCUGGGGGGUCCUGGGGCUUGCCCCUCCUGUGGGCACCCCCCCAGGAGACCCCUCCCCAGGCCGUCCCCACACUGACUCGAGGGUGGGUCCUGCUGAGAGCCCCCAAAUCCGGGAGGGGACCCAGGUGGGAGUGGGCAGCCUGGCCCCUCCCUCAGCCCCUGGGCCCUCCCAGCAGCCACCUUCAUCCCAGCCUGUAUCUUCCCUGGGACCGACCACCUCUACUGGCAUCACUGCCACCGCUGUGGCUGCCACCAUCACAGCCAGCACUGCCAGCCCAGAGCUGCCCAGGGAUGUGGGAAUGGUCACACCAGAGCCUGGUGCUGCUGUACUGCAGAGGGAUGUGGCAGGGCUGACGUGGGGACCCCCAACUCAUGUGCCCACUGUGACGCCCAGGGCCCCCCAGCAGCCCACCAGUCCCAAUGGGACCCUGGGCCAUCGUGGGGGCCCCAGGUCCCCUCCAGCUGUGGAGGACACGGACCUGGCCCAGCCAUCGAGCAGCCCCGUAGGGCGGCCAGACACUGAUGCCCCCCGAUUGAUGCCAACUGGGGCGGGCAGGGCCCCGCAGGUGUUCAUUGUGGAAGAUCAGCCCCCGCUCCUGAGAGCAUCCCUCCUGCGUGUCCCCUGCGAGCUGGUGCUGGACAUGGGGUUCGUCCCGGCCCUGCAGGACCCCGGGUCCCGCGAGCACCAGGAGCUGCUGCACAGCUUCAACCAGACGGUCACCCCCCUCUUCACAUCGGUGCCCGGGUUCCUGCGGUUGGAGGUGACGGGGAUCAGGGAGGGCAGUGUGGUGCUGCAGUACGACGCGCUGUUCGCGGGGGAGCAGGUGCCGGUGCUGGGGCUGGACACGCUCCUCGAGGCCACGCUGGGCUCCGGUGGCACCCGGCCAGGGCUGGUGGUGGAAACAGCCCCCAUCCUGCGCCACGAGGCUCUGGUGCGGACACUGGACCCCUGCACUGUGCUCUUUGCCUGCCCAACUGGCUUUGCCUGCGUGUCUGGGGUGGACGGGAACGCGACCUGCACCUCCCUCUGCCACCGUGACUACUGCAAGAACCAGGGCAUCUGCACCCACGCGCGGGACCGCCAGCCCCUCUGCCAGUGCCCCGUGGGCAGCGAUUUCUGGUUCAUGGGUCUGCGCUGUGACUACCGGGUGACCCAGCAGAGCCUGCUGGGUGCAGCAGCUGGGAUCCUGCUCAGCAUCGUCCUCCUGGGCGCCGUCCUUGCCGCCCUCGCCGUCCGCCGCUUCAAGGCCCUGCUGCUGGAGGCCAGGGCUGACCAGACCCGCAGCAGCUACCGGCGGUUCUGCCGCCUGGACGAUGUCUCGGCCCAGUACUGGUCUCGCUCGGGGCUGCCCUCAGCCAGCUCCCUGGACAACCCUGCCUUCAGCAACUCAGAGGAGCUGCUGCACCUCCAGAUCCUGGACAACGGCUUCUGCAGCUGCCAGGAGGACUCCGGUGUCCCCGAGGGUGCCAAGUGUGCCCGCCCGCCGCACCGGCCCAGCUUCCAUUAUGACUGGGACACCAGUUCCAGCAGCAUGAAUGACCUCAUGGUGGACUCGGGCAAAGCCAGUGAUAUCUCUGUGUCCAGCUGGCCCAUGGAGCCCAUGCAGUGGGCUCCAUUCCCUCUCCUCCACCAGCUUUCCAGGCAGCGACCGCACAAGGCCCAUCGGCCACACUCGUUCUGCGAGGGGCUGGAGCUGGGCACCCUGGAGCGGAGCUGGACGGCCUGAGGCCACGGACAACAGAUGGGCAACAAGGUUCAGCUUUAAAACCAACCACAUUUUAUUUCCACGUAACGAGCUCAGUGAAGGAAUUCCACACACUUGGACAAUACAAUCAACGCGGGUGUGAUGUCAGUGAUGUCAGUCCCUGUGUGGCAGAGGCCCAGCGAGCCCCUGCCCGUGGGUUCCUGUUCGGACCCAGCCUCGGAAGCUCUGGCUGGGACUGCGGACUCCAGAGCAAGCAGAUACAGAGAAGUGUCAGGACACACAGUGCUGGCAUCCACCAGGUCAUGACUUAUGGGGGCAGUCUGGGAAGAAAGGCCGACAGCGUCCGGAGGGCACGUCACACUCUGGACACACAGGCUCUGCCCUACGGCCACCGCAGGACAAGCUCAGCCAUGCGGAAGGGAGACACGAGAAAGCGCUGCUGCGUCGGUCAUCAUGAUUCAUGUCAAUGAGGUAUAAACACCAGGAUGUUGUAAGCAUUAAAGUUUAUUUUCCAAAAUGCUCUCCUUAUUCACACGUGUCCUCUGGAGCAUCGAGCCGGGCACAAAUGGUGGGGGCUGGAAAUGGGGCGUUGUACGGAGGGCGAGGGCAACGGGGUCCCAAAGGUGCUCGGAUAGAAAAGGAAAAGCAAGCUGCAGUUCUACACUUAGACUCUCAUAGUCGCAGAGGGGGCACGUUGAGGGAGAUUUUUGCUAGAAUAAAAUGCAGAUCUCUCUUCAUAAAAAAAUCAGUUUGCUAAAAGAAAACUCAGCCUAUGGGAAUACAGAGCUAUCGGAUCGGUCGAUAUUCUCAUCGUAUAGAAAACAGCCUACAAAUAAAGUCACAAAAAAUAGACAGUUAUAUGCUGAGCAGCCAAAAACAUCAUGAUUUAUUAAUAUCUGGAGAAACUUCAUAAUUCAAACACAACCAAACUGUACAUUUUACAAUCACAUUCUAUUUGUAAACAGUUAAAAGCCACUGACUUCUUUUGCAUCUUCGGACACAAACAUUAGAAUCAAGGCAAUGAAAUGAUGGCGAUUUCUGCACUGUUAAAAUUUUUACCCUUGCCUAGUCUGGAAUUCAUGGACUAAACAAGCAUUCGAUAAUACCUUUUGUGGCAAGAGGAUGUAACUCGUUCACUUUUGCGAGAAAGUACUUGCGAGAACUUUGUCAACAUUAAAACUCGAUACACACACGAUCUGUAAGCCCAGCCCGUGGUUACAGGAUGCAUAGUUACUCAGGUCGGCUUGGGGACAGGCCCCACGGUAACACAGUCACAGAGCAGGAACAGCCACUCGAUGGGAUUACAAAAACUCGGAUAACUACGGAUUAUUAGCAAACCACCACCACUCACUAAGAAAAGACAGCAUCAAAAGCAGAAUGUCCAACUCCAGCUUGAAGCGUUUUUUUUUUUGGCAGAGAAAAGUCUUACAGAGCAAUAAGUAUUAUCAGUGCUAAAAGUUGAGUUUUUUUUUUUUUUUUCCUAUAAGAAACUACAAGGAGUUUUUACUGGGGAACUGGUUUUCCUGAGAGCCAUGCUCUUUGAUUUAGGAUACAGGAAUAGAAAACAAAAGGACAUGGCCAAACACUGUUCGUUAUUCCCAGAGAUAGAAAGCAUCUUUUUCAUUCUCAAUUUUUUUUUGUCUUUUUAAAAAUUUUUAAAAUGAUGGAAGAGUAAACAUUUUUCUCAAAAAACAAAAAAAAUAUUCUGUAAA
This is a messenger RNA of Chiroxiphia lanceolata (lance-tailed manakin), 5105 nucleotides long. RefSeq names its product nascent polypeptide-associated complex subunit alpha, muscle-specific form-like. Lineage: Eukaryota; Metazoa; Chordata; Aves; Passeriformes; Pipridae. Bases 1 to 3414 code for a protein of 1137 amino acids. The transcript is spliced from 11 exons. The record is from RefSeq and is a predicted model, not a curated record.